Selaginella moellendorffii is the source of this 2105-nucleotide messenger RNA. RefSeq names its product laccase-13. Lineage: Eukaryota; Viridiplantae; Streptophyta; Lycopodiopsida; Selaginellales; Selaginellaceae. The transcript has 6 exons. Gene Ontology annotation, biological process: lignin catabolic process. The record is from RefSeq and is a predicted model, not a curated record. Bases 123 to 1823 code for a protein of 566 amino acids. Gene Ontology annotation, cellular component: apoplast. Gene Ontology annotation, molecular function: copper ion binding; hydroquinone:oxygen oxidoreductase activity.
UGCACAUAAAUUGAACUUCAUAGCCGGAAGUGCCGUGCACGAGGGAGGGCGCAUAAAGUUUGAUCGUCCCCAUUGUCUCCAUAGUUUGUCUCGUCUCUGGUAGCAGCAGCAGGGAGGAGGCAAUGCAGAUCCACACCCGCAUUCUCGUCGUAGCAAUUGGCUUGCUCGUUGCAGCCGGUGUUUCAAGCGCCGCCGACUCUACUACUUCCACAACUCGUGUCUACAACUUCACUAUCCGGUCGACAAACGUGAGGCGACUUUGCAACUCGAAGUCUCUUGUCGCUGUGAACGGAAGGUACCCCGGUCCGGUCAUCUUUGCAAACCAAGGUGACCGUCUUCUCAUCAAUGUUACCAACAAUGGACCGUAUAACAUCACGAUGCACUGGCACGGCAUCCGGCAGCUCUUCUCCUGCUGGGCCGAUGGACCUGCCUAUGUCACCCAGUGCCCGAUCCAACCUGGGGGAUCAUACCUCUACAACUACACCAUUGUCAGGCAGAGCGGAACUCUCUUCUAUCAUGCUCACGAGACUUGGCUGCGAGCGACUGUCCACGGAGCCAUGGUCGUCUUUCCAACUUCUGGAGAGCCUUAUCCCUUUGUCUUCCCCAAGGAAGAGCACAUCAUAAUUCUGGGCGAAUGGUGGAAUGCUAAUGUCGAGGACGUCGAGACCCAAGCGCUGCUAACCGGCGGAGGCCCUGCUCUUUCGGAUGCUUACACCAUCAAUGGAUUGCCCGGCCCUCUCUACAACUGUUCCGCUAAUGACGUGUACAAGCUCCGGGUCCAACCAAACAAAGUCUACCUUCUUCGGAUCAUCAACGCAGCACUUAAUAUUGAGCUCUUCUUCUCGGUCGCUAACCAUAACAUCACGGUGGUGGAGACGGACGGAGACUACACCAAGCCUUAUAGCACCACUUCCAUCAUGAUAACUCCUGGCCAGACGACGAACGUUCUUCUCACCACUGAUCAGCCUGUUGGACGCUACUACAUGGGUGCCAGUCCCUACAUGUCGGCGAUGAACGUUCCUUUUCGCAUGACUCCCACACUGGCAAUCCUCGAGUACGCUGGCUCCAAUGCUUCCUCUACACCGGUGAUGCCAAACUUCCCACAAAGUAACGACACUGCGUUCGUGACAACGUUUUCCACCAGCCUGCGAAGCCUUGCCAACGCUCAGCACCCGGAGCCCGUUCCACAGACGAUAACUUCCAACUUUUUCCUCACGGUCGGACUCGGGGCGAAACCGUGCGACGCCAACUUUGGCUGCCAGGGACCGAAUGGAAGCAAGUUCACGGCUUCCGUGAGUAACAUAUCGUUUGUUCUUCCAUCUGUCUCCGUGCUCCAGGCCUAUUUCUUCAACAUUUCCAACGUCUUCUCCCCGGACUUCCCAGCCCAGCCUCUGAACGUGUUCGACUACACCGGAAAUCCUCCAAGUAAUAUCACCCCGCUCCGAGGAACCAGAGCUGCUGUCAUCCCUUUCAAUGCCAGCGUCCAGAUGGUGCUCCAGGACACCAGUAUACUUGGGGUUGAGAACCACCCGAUCCAUCUCCAUGGAUUUAGCUUCUACAUUGUUGGCCAAGGAUUUGGAAACUUCAAUAACUCCGCAGCGGCAGCUUUCAAUCUCGUGGACCCUCCUCGAAGAAACACAGUUGCUGUACCCGUUGGUGGCUGGGCUGCUAUAAGAUUCUGGGCCGAUAAUCCAGGAGUCUGGUAUAUGCAUUGCCAUCUGGAAAUCCACACGUCAUGGGGACUAGCAACCACUUUCAUCGUCCAGAAUGGACCCGGUAACCAGACGCUUCCACCACCUCCUCCCGAUCUACCACAAUGUUAGACAAGAAAAAUUCGUUUGUGUUUACCUUAAUUGUUUUAGAGCUCGUGCAUAAGCUGAAGUCCCAUUGAAUGUGUCGGAUACUGCUCGGAGGACCUACCCGUCAUAAAGGAGCCAGAGCUUCCAGCCGAUCCAGCCGAUCUACCAAGAUUUUAGACAAGAAAAUUUGGUUUGUGUUUACCUGAUUGUUUUAAAGCUCGUGUCCUGAAGCACUAUUGAGUGUGUCGGAUACUGCUCGGAGGACCAACCUGUAAUAAAAGAGUCAGAGCCACAUAGACAAAGACA